Molecule: messenger RNA, 1455 nt
Organism: Stylophora pistillata
Lineage: Eukaryota; Metazoa; Cnidaria; Anthozoa; Scleractinia; Pocilloporidae
Source: RefSeq, a predicted model, not a curated record
UAAGUUUGAGUAUUCUCAUUAUCUGUUUGUUGGGUAAUGUAUGGAUAUUAUAUGGACUGAAGUUAUUAUUAGUUAACUGGACAUUUUCUGGAGGAGAUUAAGGGACUCCUAUCACCAAAAAUGUUCUGAAGAAAAUUGGGAAAAAAAAAAAAAAGAAAAACUUUACCUGAUCACAUUUUGAUUUGAUUAGAAGCCAAUGAUGUGAAGAACCAUGAAGUACAUGACCAUACCUCACAAUUUUGCCAUUCCUAGACAGCAGCCCCCUUACAAAAGGAGCUUAAAAGGGGCUAAAUAUUUAAUUAUUAUGAUUAUGAUACUUACUUGUUGGAAGUACUUUAUUAUUACAAGUUGGUUGAUAAACUGAAGGGGAGUGGCAUCAAAGGGUUGAGGCAGGUUUUGAUUAAGUGUCAGAAACCAAGCUCAAAGUGUACUUAUGAUGGUUGAAUAAAGUAAACUUAGCAAGUAUCUAAUAUGCAUACCGCAUUGAUGGCCAAGCAAGUUGCAAUCAGUUUUACUUUUGCCUCUGAUUGGACAACAUGAAGGUUUUUCUCAAGGUCAUCAAAUAGACCAGUUCCAUAUUCUUUUCAACACUCAAUUAAAACCUACUGUAUUUCUGUUUAAUUCCUGAAGAAUUAAAAUGCUAGAUAUCCUUUUUUACUCGUUCUUUUUACUUCCAUGCAGAUUAUGACAAUUGCAGCCAUGGAGCCAAACCAACCUGGAGAUGGGGAAAGUUUAUCACCAGACUACAGUCAGAUAUACACCUUGCUAAGUAGAGUGAUGCGAGAUCAGCCACCUCCUAACCUCACCCCUCUUGAUGCUCAAGUUAUCUUGGACUUGAUGGCAGACCUUGAUCGUGGUCUUGCAGGUCAUGAUAUUAGUAGCCAAGUCAGCUUUAUUACCAACAAGUACAAAGAAGUGAUGCAGAGUCAAGAUACUGCCUCAUCUUCAGGGCAGACACAGGUCUCUUCAGGUCAAGCUGAACCCGCAUGUAGCACCUCUGAUCCAAAAGCCAGUAGUUCUGGCAAACCAAAGACACCACUGUCCUCUCUAAAUCCCUUGAAUAUUCCAGUAUCAUUACUUAAUCUGAAGAAAUCCACUCCAGUUUCAACCUCACAGUCGUGAUCAGUUGUAGUAAAUAUGUAAAAACUAUGAUUUUAUUGAAAUCUUCAGAAAUUUUUGUCUGCUAUACUGUAAGGUUCUCAAACAAGAAUUUGUUCAAAUAUUUACUUUAAGUCCUCUCAUUCUAUUCUCAACAAGUAACAUGGAUUUUACACAGUUACAUUUCAUGUAACUGUGUUAAAUCCAUUUUCCUUUUCAUUCAAAUGAAGAAAAUCUUGUCUCACUAGUUUGACAAUUUCAUACACUCUAUCCCUUGGUUGAAAAUAAGAUCUGUGAUCUUGAUGUGGCCUUGUUUAAGCUAAGGAAGGAUUACUUGAAUAAAGAUUUGAUUUCUCA